Molecule: messenger RNA, 318 nt
Organism: Funneliformis caledonium
Lineage: Eukaryota; Fungi; Glomeromycota; Glomeromycetes; Glomerales; Glomeraceae
Source: the annotation of a GenBank genome assembly
AUGGUUAACAAGCUUGAUCCCACAUUUAGACCUCCAUAUUUUGGUUGCGGUUAUCAAGUCGUGGGUAUAUCAUCAAUCAAACCUUAUAACUACAGUACUUCUCAUGCAAAAUCCGGAUAUAUUGGAAUCACAUGUCAUUGGCUUACAAAAAAAAUGGAAUUAUUUGAUAUUUUGGUUUACGCCGAACAAAUUAUUUAUCAGAUGAUAAUGUUACGUCAGAAUAUUAGAGCCAAACCUAAAUUACUUGGAUUGGAAAGUAAAGUAAAAUCGGCAAUUACUGAUAAUAGUAAUACGGUAAAAGCCAUCAAGGAAUUGUAG